Cladocopium goreaui is the source of this 2109-nucleotide messenger RNA. NCBI's taxonomy places the organism in Eukaryota, Dinophyceae, Suessiales, Symbiodiniaceae. The record is from the annotation of a GenBank genome assembly.
AUGGAGGCCAUUCGCGCCCUACAGCAGCAGCUCAUGGAGGCCCAGAGGGCCUCCAAUGCACGGAAAAUCUCAGAGCGCAACUGCAUCGACCUGGUGCAGAAACUCAUCCAGACGCAACAGGUGAAGCUCUUCCACACGUCCAAUGGCAAGGAGUACCUCACCCCGGAGCAGCUGGACAAUGAGAUCCGAGAUUGUCUUGAGGCCUGUGGUGGUCGCAUCUCGGUGACGGAGCUGCCCAAUGAGAUGGGUAUCGGCAUGGAACACCUGGAAGCACGCGUGGAGGUCCUGCGCAAGCGGGACAGCUCCCUCCACAAGUUGAACAACGACUUGUUCUCGCAGCAAUACCUGCAGCAGUUGGCGCAAGACGUCGAGGAAUCCCUGGAGGAGAGCGGUUCGCUGCAGGUGGCCGACCUGGCGAGUCGUUACAACCUGCCCUCCGAGUACAUCCGAAAUUCGGUACUGGUCCUGCUGAGUUCACAGGCGGUGGUGAGACAGAAUACGGUACACACCAGUUCCUAUGCUGCUCGUUUCGAGGCUCGUGUCCGUGGCUGCCUCCGUGGCUGCUUGCAGCCGGUGAUUUUGUCGCAGCUGGCCACGAGGCAUGGCUUCGACCCCGACUUGCUGAACAGCACCGUGCAGAAGAUGAUCCGUGAGGAGGUGAUCCUUGGAAAGUUUCAAGGAGGAGCCUUCACGCCCAAAGCCUACACCGAUGCAGAGGCUAAGAAAAUGGACAGUUUCUUUGAGUCCAACGGGUUCCUCACCGCGGCCAUGGCCAAAACCUGCAAUUUGACCCUCAAAGAGUGGGUGGCACAACGCAAGGUGGAGGGCCACACCUUGCUGAGUGCCUUCGUCUCACAGCACGUGGUGGAGGAAGUUCAGGCGGCUGUGGCGGAGGCCCUGGCAGCGGGCGCCUGGAUCGAUGUGCAACCGCUGCUGCCUCCAUCUUUGCCGGCCUCGGAUGCUGCAGAGCUGCUGUUGCAGCUGUCCAAGCAGUUUCCGAGCGCGGUGCUGUUGGAACAUGUGGCGGUCAGCGGUAGCUUUGUCCAAGGCAUCGCCACAGCCUUGGAGGGGGAAGUGCAGCAGGCGGCAGAGAAAUCAAUGAAGCCGCGGGCCAAGAAAGAUGAUGAGGAAGUGGAUUCGAAAAAGCGUAAAGCCAAAGGAAAGAGUCAGAAGAAGAAAGGUGAUGAUGAUGACGACAGUGCUGUGCGCACUAGCGAAUCAGGCGUCAGCAAUGAAGCCAUUCUAAAUCACCUGGAAGAUCAGCACCCAGACCUGCCGGAGAUGGCCCUGCGGGAGCUGUGCGUCGAGGUGCAGCGGCACCUGACGCAGAUGGUCGCGGAGGCAGCGGAGAAGUUACGAUCUAGUUUGCAGACCAAGCAGAAGCAGCAAUUUGAGCAGGCGGACAAGUUGGUCCAGGAGCGUUACGAGAAGUUGGUCCUGGGCCUUCGGGGCCUUCGCGCCUUGGAGGCGGCCCAUGAAAAGCAGGAGUCUCCGUUGUAUCAGCACUUGCUGCGGGAGGUCGUCCUGGAGCCACUGCAUGCGUUGAUUGCGCUGCGCUUGGAGGAGGCGACUGGACAAAGUGUGGAAGUUACGGCUGCCAACAGGAAGCAAUGUCUGGAGAAGUUGGCCACGGCCGAGAAGAAUCCGCCGGAAGUUCUGCAGAGGCUAGUGGCUGCGAUGGCCAAGAAAGACACCAAAGAGACGAAGGAUUCAAAGGAAAGCAAAGAUUCAAAGGAAGGCAAAGAGGGGAAGGAGAAGGGAAAGUCCAAGAAAGGCGAUGCCAAAGAUGCAGAUGACCCCGACAUCUCUGAGCUGUACCAUGCAGCCGCAGAUGACAGCCAUAUUUUCUGCCGCAAGGUCGACAAGAAGCGCGAAAAGGCUGCAGCACAAGAGCAACAGCGGGCCUUGAAAGAACGGCUCAAGGAAGCUACGCCCUCUGAUGCGCUGGCCGUGUGCCACUUGGGGCUGCAACUCGCAUUGGCCGCGGAAGGAGUAUCCUGCUUGGUUCUGCCCUGUGAGUUGUGGGCACUUCGACUUGCAGCGAGUUUUUUUCAUUCAGAGGCAGGGUCCCAGGGCCAAACUUCCAACAAGGCCGCAUUGACUCACUAG